CCCGCCGCCCUGCGGCCCCUCAGGCUGCCAUCAUGACGGCUGAAGAAACAGUGAAUGUUAAAGAAGCUGAAAUAAUUAAAUUAAUACUAGAUUUUCUGAACUCAAGGAAACUUCACAUCAGUAUGCUGGCACUUGAGAAAGAAAGUGGGGUCAUCAAUGGCCUCUUCUCAGAUGACAUGCUUUUUCUUAGACAACUGAUUCUUGAUGGUCAGUGGGAUGAGGUUCUCCAGUUUAUUCAGCCUCUUGAAUGUAUGGAAAAAUUCGACAAGAAAAGAUUUCGUUAUAUUAUAAUGAAGCAGAAGUUCUUGGAAGCCUUAUGCGUAAACAAUGCGAUGUCAGCAGCAGAUGAGCCUCAGCAUCUGGAAUUUACAAUGCGAGAGGCUGUGCAGUGCCUACACGCACUGGAAGAGUAUUGUCCCUCGAAGGAAGACUACAGCAAACUGUGCCUGCUGCUCACGCUGCCCCGCUUGACCAACCACGCGGAGUUCAAGGACUGGAACCCCAGCACCGCCCGCGUUCACUGCUUUGAGGAAGCCUGUGUCAUGGUGGCCGAGUUUAUCCCUGCCGAUAGGAAGCUCAGCGAGGCUGGCUUUAAAGCCAGCAGCAAUCGCUUGUUUCAGCUUGUCAUGAAGGGGCUGCUCUAUGAAUGUUGUGUGGAGUUCUGUCAGAGCAAAGCAACAGGAGAAGAAAUCACAGAAAGUGAAGUGUUGCUGGGCAUUGAUCUCCUGUGUGGCAAUGGGUGUGAUGACCUGGACCUUAGCUUAUUAUCGUGGUUGCAGAAUCUGCCAGCUACUGUUUUUUCUUGUGCUUUUGAACAAAAGAUGCUUAAUAUUCAUGUUGACAAACUCCUCAAGCCCGCGAAAGCUGCGUAUGCUGAUCUUUUGACACCUCUUAUCAGCAAACUUUCUCCUUAUCCAUCUUCCCCGAUGAGACGGCCUCAGUCAGCAGAUGCCUACAUGACCCGCUCCUUAAAUCCUGCCUUAGAUGGGCUGUCCUGUGGAUUAACAAAUCAUGAUAAGCGAAUCACGGACCUUGGGACCAAAACUUCUCCAAUGUCGCACUCCUUUGCCAAUUUUCAUUACCCAGGAGUACAGAAUCUUAGCCGAAGUCUCAUGCUUGAGAAUACUGAAUGUCACAGUAUUUUUGAAGAGUCACCUGAGCGUGAUACUCCUGUGGAGCCACAGAAUCCCAUCAGCAGUGAGACUUUGUGCCAGAGCUCAGUUCCAGAAAAUGAACCAGUUAAUGGAGCACAGACUCAAGCAUCAGCCAAACAAGAGAAAAAUGAGGUACUUCGUGAUUCAACAGAGCAGUUUCAGGAAUAUUAUAGACAAAGACUACGUUACCAGCAGCACUUAGAACAGAAAGAGCAACAGCGACAGUUAUACCAGCAAAUGUUGUUGGAAGGAGGUGUAAACCAAGAAGAUGGAGCUGACCAGCAGCAGAACCUUACUGAACAGUUUCUUAACAGGUCUAUUCAGAAGCUAGGAGAAUUAAAUAUAGGUAUGGACACUCUUGGAAGCGACGUGCAGGCGCUUAGCCAGCAAUGUAACGGGAGCAAAGGGAAUGUCCCCACCAACCCAGCAAGUAACUUUACAUCCCUGCCCUCGGAUGCUGCGCAGAGGGUAACAGCCGACGGGCAAAAUGUGAACACGAGCACCCCCCGAAAGCGCGGGUCAGCUAACCAGAUACCCUUUCCUGAAGAGUCACCCGUGCAAGGGAACCAAAUUGUACCGGAUCAUUCUGUCACUCAGCCACAGCUGGACGAUCCUUCAGCGAAUCUAUCUAGGACAAGAGGCGAUGAGGAUGACAAAUCAAAAAAGCAGUUCAUUUGCAUUAAUACUCUAGAAGACACGCAAGCUGUCAGAGCUGUAGCCUUUCAUCCCAGCGGGAGUUUGUAUGCCGUUGGCUCCAAUUCCAAAACUCUGAGAGUAUGUGCCUACCCAGAACUCAUUGACCCAAGUGCUUAUAAUACUCCUAAACAACCAGUAGUUCGUUUCAAAAGGAACAAGCAUCAUAAAGGAUCAAUUUACUGUGUGGCCUGGAGUCCCUGUGGACAGUUGUUGGCUACUGGUUCUAAUGAUAAAUAUGUGAAAGUACUGCCUUUUAAUGCAGAAACUUGUAAUGCAACAGGACCAGAUUUGGAAUUCAGCAUGCAUGAUGGGACAAUCAGAGAUCUUGCUUUUAUGGAGGGUCCAGAAAGUGGUGGUGCUAUUUUAAUAAGUGCUGGUGCUGGGGACUGUAAUAUUUACACAACAGAUUGUCAGCGAGGACAAGGUCUGCACGCUCUAAGUGGUCAUACUGGUCAUAUUUUAGCACUUUAUACAUGGAGUGGUUGGAUGAUUGCAUCCGGAUCCCAAGACAAGACUGUAAGAUUCUGGGAUCUGAGAGUGCCAAGCUGUGUUCGUGUUGUGGGAACAACUUUUCAUGGAACAGGAAGUGCCGUAGCCUCGGUAGCCGUCGAUCCCAGCGGUCGCCUCCUGGCUACGGGACAAGAGGAUUCCAGCUGCAUGUUGUACGACAUCCGCGGAGGGCGGAUGGUGCAGAGCUAUCAUCCACAUUCCAGCGACGUUCGUUCCGUUCGCUUCUCCCCGGGGGCUCACUACUUGCUCACAGGAUCCUAUGAUAUGAAAAUAAAGGUGACAGACUUGCAAGGGGACCUUACGAAGCAACUUCCUCUUAUGGUGGUAGGGGAGCACAAGGACAAAGUUAUUCAGUGCAGAUGGCACACACAAGACCUUUCCUUCUUGUCGUCUUCUGCGGACAGAACUGUAACUCUCUGGACCUACAACGGUUAGAGUGCAAAUACAGGCAACCUAUGCAGCUAAAGCACAGAGACAUGAGACUACAGACCUGUUUAAAAAAAAAAAAAAAGUAAUAAAAGUAACAAUUAGGCUUUCAGAGAGCAGCAGUUGACAGGAGAGUGUCUUGCCAAGAGGAGAGGCACUUGUCACAGGUUUUUCUGAUUUCUAGGAGGUCUUGGUGUUUUUAGUAUAUUCUUUUUGCAGUGCUUUCAGUCUUCCAUGUGAACUCAUGCUGCUGUGACCUAUUGUAGUCUUGUUGCCAAAGUCUGAGAAGAACUCUUAUGUUGUCGAUGUGCACUCCAAGUACCAUGAAUGACGUGUUUACAGUUUGGUAUUAAUUGCAUUCCUUGGUCUUUGCUUCGAUGACAGUUUUAUAGAGAAAGUUGAAUGACACUUUAAUCAAGUCAGUAUGUAAUUAGUUCCACAUACACAUACAAGAUAACAGUUACUUCUGCUGUUUUUUUCACUUUUAUUAUACUCGACACUUCUCAAAAGAUGCAAGUUUAUUAUGUCCCUACCAUGUCAACUUUUUUUGGUAAUAAAUUCUGAACUUUAAAAGUGACUAGGCAGUAACCACAUCUUAAUUAUGGUCCAUUAUAUAGUGUGACUUUUUCUUUCUGUCUAAAUGGGGGGGAAAUGUUGCUCUACUUACAUGACAUUGUUUUCAACCAGCUAACGUGUUGGAGGGGAGGGGAAAAAGUAAAAUACUGGUUUUGCUGUAGAAACAUGUUAUUUUACUUUUUGAAUGCAACGGAAUACCUCUGUGUAUAAUGUACUGUAGAAAAGAGUGGAUUGGCAGCAGUUGUCACAGUGAGCUUAGUGGCUAUCAGUUCUCAAAUAAAAGGGAUACCGUUAACACUAUAUUACAAACCAGCAUGGCUUAAAAUGCUAUGUCUGCAUGAUAAUUUAUAAUAAUUAAGUCAUUUAAAUUCCCAGUCAAGAAGCUUAUUUUAAUUUUAUUUCUUGCACUGUUUAUGUUUAAGAAAUUGCAGU
Nothoprocta perdicaria is the source of this 3794-nucleotide messenger RNA. It is a transcript of the gene WDR47, whose product is annotated as WD repeat domain 47. NCBI's taxonomy places the organism in Eukaryota, Metazoa, Chordata, Aves, Tinamiformes, Tinamidae. The transcript has 15 exons. Gene Ontology annotation, molecular function: protein binding. The record is from RefSeq and is a predicted model, not a curated record. The coding region runs from base 33 to 2795 and encodes 920 amino acids.